This is a messenger RNA of Anoplopoma fimbria (sablefish), 1327 nucleotides long. RefSeq names its product claudin-19-like. The transcript is spliced from 4 exons. Gene Ontology annotation, cellular component: bicellular tight junction; plasma membrane. The record is from RefSeq and is a predicted model, not a curated record. Gene Ontology annotation, molecular function: structural molecule activity. Gene Ontology annotation, biological process: bicellular tight junction assembly; cell adhesion. Lineage: Eukaryota; Metazoa; Chordata; Actinopteri; Perciformes; Anoplopomatidae. Bases 150 to 761 code for a protein of 203 amino acids.
AGGAGUCGCGAGAGAGGAAUCAACGACCUCUAAUAACUCAAGAGAUUAUUGAUUAUUGUUCUUUUUCCUCCGCUCGGAUACCAACCACGUUCUCGUGCUUUUUUAAAUUCAUUUCUCAACUCUUCCCGCUCUGCUGUUAUCUGGACACGAUGGCCAGUUCGGGGCUGCAGCUCCUCGGGUUCUUCCUCUCGCUGGUCGGGCUCGCCGCCACGGUCGCCGCUACUUUGAUGGUCGAAUGGAAGAAGCAGUACCAGGGCAAGACGCACCGCAUCUACGAGGGACUGUGGAUGAGCUGCAGUGGAAACGAGAGGACAACCUGUGAAAUUCACCAGUACCUCCUGAAGCUGCCAACUGAGGUCCAGGCUACCAGAGGAGUGAUGCUGGUCAGCAUCUUCCUCUCUGCUGUGGCGCUGAUGGUGUCCACAGUGGGAAUGAAGUGCACCCGCUUCAUGGACGGCAAAGCUGAGAGCAAAUCCAUAACAGCUAUGGUCGGAGGAAUCAUGUUUAUGGUUGCAGGUUUAUUGACCCUCAUUAUAACCUCCUGGUACGUCAAGAUGAUUGUUCAGAUCUUCAAUGAAUCCCAUCGCCUGCAGAGCUUUGAGUUCGGUAAAGCCGUGUUUGUCAGCUGGGCUGGCGGCCUCCUCACUAUGGCCGGCGGUGCUUUCCUGAGCUGUCGGAGAUGCGGGCAGUCCCAGUCCAGUGGGUCCAUCAGCUCCAACCACCUCCUCUCCACCACCCACCCAAAGUCCAACUACGUCUAGUGGAGGAGAGCAGUCAGCGUUACAUUUACCAACAAGAGCAGGUUGUGUUUCUACGAUGAGGAAAAAUCCCACUGUAGGAUUAUAAAUACUAACUGCUGAACAUCAAGCUAGUAACCAGGAUCUGGUUUGAAUCCCAGUUUAUACAGGAGUUUGAAUUUUUCUUUUUUAGCAUAACACUUAUGUCUAUCAGUCAUUGCAGUAAUUUCUGCUGCUGUCAGCAGUUUAUUUUUUUUCAAUUGAGAGAUAUAAAAGCUCAAAAACUCAAAUAUCAUAUGAAGAAAUCAAUAAAGUGCUCCAGAAAAAAAAUCUUAUUGGCUUUAUUUCGAGGGAAUCAGUGCGAUGCUAACUUCCAGGUUGGCCAAAAAAAAACCUCAUCCCUGCAGCACUCAAUUCUUCCAGGUCCUGAACUUCGUCAGCCUGUUCGUGUAAUGAUGAAUUCACAAUGUUCCUCGUCACAACUACCGAUUAAGAACACUUCUUUUAAUAGUGUACAGUGUACACACAAAGUCUGACGCUUGAUGUAAAGAUUUAUUUUGCGAUGUACAUUGCUUCAUUCCACUUUAGUU